AAUCAAAUACAAAUCGAAGCUCCUAAAUCUAUAAUUGGACUCGACUCACUUAAUUAACAUCCCUAGUUGUGUUUAAUCAAAUACAAAUUGAAGCUCCUAAAUCAAUAUGAAACAAUCGGAGCGCGAAAAGCGGGUUAAGGCGCGGAUCCGAAUUCACAAAAUAGAAAAGAAGUUUAACAUGGAGAUGCCGGAGCAUCUUGGUCGUUGCUAAAGGUAGGACCCACCCUUAAACAAAAUUAAAGUAGUUCCAAUAACAAGUUUAAACCCCAAAAAAGAAAAAAACUGUUUUCCCAAAUUAAAAAAAAUAUAAAAAUAAAUAAUAAAAUAAUUAAGCAGCUCCCAUCAUCUUGUAUUCCCAGUCCACGUCUUCCACCCUGUCAUCUACCGUACUCCUUUCUCUCUCCUCCCAAUAUCCACCGACUACCUGCUUAACCGGUCAUCCCCCCCUCCACACGUGCCAUCCUUCCACUUUUUACCUUCUCUCACGUGCCUCUCCCCUCACCCAUACACUACCAUUUCUCUCUUGUUUGUGUGGUGCAACAAAUUAAAGUAGGAGAGAGAAACCCACCUCAACAAACUUACACUAUUUCUCUUAGACCUCUCUUAGCUACUACCCCUUUUUCAAUUAAAAAAAAAAAUAUAUGUAUUUUUAUAAAAAUAACCCAUUAAAUCAAAAUACCUUUGCAUUUUGUCUAUGUAGUUCAUUCAUAAGUUUCAUUGCACUACUAAGCUCAUUUUAUUUUCAUUUUUCUCUCUAUAAAUCUCAUCCGUUUUAAUUAAUUUUUUGUGCACCAAAAAAAACAAAAAAAUCAAUCAAACCCAUGAGGAUUAGGAAAAGAAAGGUACCUUUGCCACUUUCCCUUCUUUCUCCGGUACCUCUUUCAGAUCCCUACCUUUUCAGCCGGUCACCGGUGCAAAACACUACUCAUGAUAAUAACACUACCACCACCACCACCCUUUCCUCCUCCUCGUCGCCUCUGAUGCUGUCGUCAUCCGAUCAUUUAUCGACAACUAAACGGUCCGCUGCGGAUCCACGCCGCAGCGGACCGUUAGUCGAUAACGAUAGCACUUCUAAGCUUGCUUCUGCUACUAAUACUACCGUUGAUGCUACGGGAUUUGAGGUUGUCGACAACAGCGGACUGCAAAUUAACAAUAAUGAAGAUAAUAUCAGUAACGCGAGUAUAAGGAGUGCAACAGAAAUUAACGAUGAUAGUGGACGAUCUUUAUCUCUCUCCAAUAAUGAAGAUCAAGUGGUAGGGAGGUGGUGCGAUGGUGAUAAAGCGAUUCCACUGAAGAAGAGGAGGGGGAUCGGGUUUGAUACCUUUGUUGAAAGCUCGAUAUUUGAUGGUAUGGAGAACGACAUGACAACGACAACUAUAACAACAACAACGUCAAUGAAGUUGGAUAACACCGGCAGUGAAGAAGAAAAACAAAUAGUGGAAGGUAAUAACGAUAAGGUAGCAGCAGCAGCAGCAUCUGUAGCAGCAGUGAGUGCAAAGAAGGGAAAUGCAAAGAGGGGUAACACAAUAAUGGAAGGUUCAAGGUGCAGCCGAGUGAACGGGAGAGGGUGGAGGUGUUGUCAACCGACACUCGUGGGAUACUCCCUAUGCGAGCAUCACUUAGGAAAGGGUAGACUCCGGAGUAUGACAAGUAACACUAGUGCAAAGUCGCGGUCCUCUAAGAAGAAGAGCAACUCUACAAACGGGACUAAAUUCGCGCUAGGCCGGGUUGAGGAGGUUGAGGCAGUGGAAGAUAAUAGUGAGAAGAAGUUGGAAAGAAUGAGUUCGUUUGGUAAUAAUAAGAGGGUGAAACUUGGUGUAGUCAAAGCUAGGUCGCUUAGUAGUUUGUUGGGGCAGACGAAUAGUAUGAACAUUGUUGCAGAUCAUGCAGAUAUUCAGCAGCAUGAAAAGAUUAGUAGCUUGGAUUAUCAAUGAACAAAUCAAGAUUAUGGAUAAACUCGAGGUUAGAGUUAUUUGAUUGCUUGAAUAAUGAUACACUAUUAAUUACAAUAUUAAGACGUAUAUAUGUAAUGUACGUCGUCGGUGCAAUGAACUAUAUAAAUAUAAUCUUAGUAUAUAGUUAGUGUGUUAUGCUAUUAUGGUUGCUAAUUUGGUGUAAUUAUGGGUGAUUAUUAGUGCAAAUUUAAGUUAUUGUGACGAAAAAAAAAGGAAUUAAAACAUGUUAAGAAAUACUUGGUAUAAUAUAAGAUGGAGUUAUAUAAAUGGACGUUUAAGGUUAA
This is a messenger RNA of Chenopodium quinoa (quinoa), 2239 nucleotides long. RefSeq names its product histone-lysine N-methyltransferase, H3 lysine-79 specific-like. The transcript has 4 exons. The record is from RefSeq and is a predicted model, not a curated record. Bases 822 to 1934 code for a protein of 370 amino acids. Lineage: Eukaryota; Viridiplantae; Streptophyta; Magnoliopsida; Caryophyllales; Amaranthaceae.